Cryptococcus deneoformans JEC21 is the source of this 2012-nucleotide messenger RNA. RefSeq names its product Cytochrome P450, putative. Bases 157 to 1905 code for a protein of 582 amino acids. The record is from RefSeq and is a predicted model, not a curated record. NCBI's taxonomy places the organism in Eukaryota, Fungi, Basidiomycota, Tremellomycetes, Tremellales, Cryptococcaceae. The transcript has 8 exons. Gene Ontology annotation, molecular function: heme binding; iron ion binding; oxidoreductase activity, acting on paired donors, with incorporation or reduction of molecular oxygen.
AUCAAGUAUGACGAAGCCCCAGUAGAUGAUUCCAUGCGCACGCACUUGACUCUCAUUCCCAAUCUGCCUCCAUAUGUAUAGAUAGAUCCAAAGCCAUUUUCGUACUUAAUGGCCCAUUGAGUCUUGCAUUCUUGACUUUCUCCAACAUCCCCAAAUAUGACGAUGGAACUACUCAAAGUGCUGCAUCACGAGGCGUCUCAGCUCUUCCCCAACUGUAUUCGAUCAUCGCCGGUGGCCUGUAUUGUCCUCUAUUCUUUUGGCGGCAUUGCGAUCCUCCUUUUCUCCGUUUAUCUGUGGCUGUGGCCUUUCCAAUAUGCCAAGUUGUAUUUCCGUAAUCUCCCUGGUCCACCUUCGGAUAGUUGGUUCUGGGGUGUCGUCCCCACUCUCAUCAAGUCUCCCCCUAGCGUUCCCCAUAGCAUGUGGACAGACGAAUACGGGCCCACCGUUCGAUAUCGUGUUGCCCUCGGUGCCCAACGUUUCCUCACCAUUGAUCCAACCGCUUUAAACUAUAUUCUCUCCCAUGCCGACCUCUUCCCGAAACCAUCUCGAGUUCGAAAAGCGCUUUCUGAUCUUCUUGGCAAUGGACUUCUUACCGCCGAAGGUCACACACACAAAAAACAACGCAAAGCACUCAACCCAUCCUUUAGUCCCGCUGCCGUCAGGGGUAUGAUUCCUGUCUUCUACGACAAGGCUUAUGAGCUCAAAGCAAAGUUACUUGGUAUCAUUGAGGGUGAUGAGACCGAGCAGGCCAGUCCUACUCCUUGUAAAGAGGAAGAUGAGGUCGAAGGAGGAAAGAAGAUUGACGUGAUGAAAUACCUCGGAAAGACCACUUUGGAUGUGAUCGGUAUCGUGGGGUUCAGCUACGACUUCAAGGCCCUGUCCGAACCCCGCAACGAGCUGUCAGAGGCAUACUCCAAGAUGUUUCAGGCCGGUAUGGAUGCCAACUUCUGGGACUUUCUGAGGGGAGCUAUUCCUCUUGUUAACAAGCUUCCCAACAAGCGAGCGACUGAGAUAGCUGCCAGGAAGGCGGUUACUCUUCGAAUCAGCAAAAAAAUCGUCGAGGACAAGAAGCGCGAGGUCAUGUCUGCCCAUUCCGAGGGUUUGGAAAAGCGAGAGGAUAUUGGCGAUGAUCUCCUUUCUAUCCUUAUCAAAGCAAACAUGGCCUCCGAUGUUAAGCCGGAGCAAAAGCUCUCUGACGAAGAAGUCUUAGAUCAAAUCACGACUUUUAUGCUUGCCGGUAACGAAACGUCUUCGACUGCUCUUACCUGGAUUCUGUACAGUCUCACUCAGCAUCCCGAGUGUCAGACGCGCCUUAGGGAAGAAGUCCUCGCUGUUCCAGACGAUCGUCCAUCUCUUGAAACUCUCAAUAAUCUGCCCUACAUGGACGCUGUCAUCCGAGAGGCCCUCCGCUUGCACGCCCCUGCCCCUGGUACCAUGAGAGAAGCCAAAGAAGACACGGUCAUUCCUCUAAGCAUGCCAGUAAUAGGUCGCGACGGAAAACAGAUCGACAGUGUAAAAAUCAACAAAGGCACUAUGGUAUUCAUUCCUAUUAUAACAGUGAACACUUCUCCUGCUAUCUGGGGUCCCGACGCCCGCGUCUUCAACCCAGAUCGCCAUCUUAAAACUUCAUCCGAUUCCUUUGGUGGGGCCAACAUGCAUGUGCCAGGUGUUUGGGGUAACAUGUUGAGUUUUCUGGGAGGCGCGAGGAAUUGUAUCGGGUACAAACUGGCCUUGGCAGAAAUCUCUACAAUUUUGUUCGUCUUGAUAAGAAGUUUUGAAUUUCAAGAGUUGAAAUCCAAGCCCGAAGUGGAGAAGAAGGCCUCGGUGGUCAUGAGACCGAGAAUCAAGGGUGAAGAGAGUGCAGGACUGCAAAUGCCUCUCAUGGUGAAGCCUCUAUUGAUGUAAUCACUGCUUACGGUAGCGAAGGAGCAUAAGGAGUUUGCGAGUUUUCCGGCAAUUAAAUGAUCCCCGGUGGCUUUUUAUAUCUAUACAAAAUACAAAACGUAAAAGCC